AUGGAACACUACGCACCCCAUCCGAGUUCUCAGUUCGAGGGCUUCUACUCGAAAUUCGACUUCGAAAGCGGCGCGCACAUCGCUCUCAUCAUCUGCUCAGUACCAAAGGCUUCGACACGACCACACAUGGUAUCCUUUACCUACUAUCCUAAAUCCGGCUCUCCAAUCUUCCAACGCGAAGAGUUUGUGGACAGCAUCGAACGAAACAUCACAGACACAAGCAGCAAUGCUUUCGAACUUCGCAUCCCAGGCAUAGGCUACAUGGCCGUGCACGCCAACGGUACUACAUCGUACCGUCUUAGUGCACCAGAAUGGAGUCUCGAAGCAGACAGCGAUUCUGUAACGACCUGGAGGGCUGAUAAAAACACCCCCGAAGGAUGGAUGAUCAACCUCCCCCUACCGUUGCACUGGCACGUGCACAGCAUCAACUCACCUUGUUCAUUUGUACUCUCGAUCCCGCCUCUGGGUGACGACCAUCCUGUUGCGGACCGCAAAGGCCGCGGGCACAUCCAUCAAGAAAAGAACUGGGCAAACAGCUUCCCCGAUGCUCAUAUGUGGGUUCAGGCCUUCAACACCAACGACCAGACGGGCGUCUGUCUCGCCGGCGGCAAGAUUAUGGGACAAACAGCGUAUAUGCUCGGGUAUCGCUCAAACGAUCUGGUUCUGGACUUCGUUCCCCCGUUCUCAGUCUCAUAUUUGAACAUGCCAUUCCUAAGCCCAUUCAUGAGCGUCGAUAUCGACUGGGAAACCCGCUCAUUCUCCAUCUCAGUAUCAAAUUACGUGAACAAACUCGAGCUGAAGGCGCGGGCACCAAAAGAGCCAGGCUGGUUCGGUCUGGCAAGUCCGUUUCCUGAUGGUCACAGGCCGAACUUUUGCCGCGAGAGCUUUAUCGCGACGAUUGACGUUACAAUUUAUGAGAGCGAGGGGUGGAUGCCUUGGCAUGGGUGGAAAAAGGUCAGGAUAGAGAGAUUUGAAAACGCGAGCCUGGAAUUCGCGGGAGGAUAUUAUCCCGAGAGGGGAGAAUCAAAAGAAGAAUAA
Molecule: messenger RNA, 1038 nt
Organism: Ascochyta rabiei
Lineage: Eukaryota; Fungi; Ascomycota; Dothideomycetes; Pleosporales; Didymellaceae
Exons: 1
Coding region: 1-1038 (345 amino acids)
Molecular function (GO): tocopherol cyclase activity
Source: RefSeq, a predicted model, not a curated record